AUGACUGAAAUCAGUGCUUUGCCCUCCGAAAUCCUCUCUUCGAUUCUGACACAAUUAGGCUCAGCCUCUUUAGCUUCUUAUGCCAGUGUCUGUAGAAAAUGGCAGGUGCUGAUUGAGAAGCAGACCUUCUCCCAUCUUCUUCUAACUUCUGACCGGUUGGGUGACUUCAAACGGAUUAUCUCUUCUAGUUCACACCGGCGCUGCUUGAUUCGUUAUCUGGAUCUGUACAUUCUGCUUCCUGCCUACGAGAUUGCUGCACGGACCCAGUUGGAAAGCCAAAUAGAUCGCCAGAAAAACAAUGAGGCCUUCACCCAGACCAUAGUCUCUUUCUGGGAUAUUCUGAGUACAUGGGCUGAAGAGGAUGUUGCAGGACUUUCGCUGAAUAUACGUGCCAGAUCUUCUAGCGAUUGUGGUGCCGAGCCUGAUGAAAAAAAACGUAUGGCUCGUCGGCGAUGGGGCCGCAAAUUCCCUAAGAAGGACUGGUUAGACUGGAGAUUCUAUCAAUCCUACCUGGAGUUGAUAACAAAUCCGGCUAUAUUGCCCGAGCUCAGCUGCGUGACGCAAUUUAUAGUUACAUGCCGUGGUCAUCGUACGAUCGCCCCAGCGACAGUCUCCAAGUUGUUAUCGCGGCUUCCUGGGGCGCAGAUAGUUCAUGCAAGCCUGUCAGACAAUGAACGAAAAGAUCCAAAGCUGCGGGAUCAACUCCGGAAUGAAUUUGCCCUCACCGUAUCGAACUGGCCAAGCACUAUUCAACACCUUUGUUUAGAAUAUCCGGGACUUCCUCCAGCAGAUGGACAUUUCCCCCCUUUGAGGCGGUCGGAGCCUUGGGCUGACCCGCUCAGCCUUGCUCUCAACCAUCUGACGCAGCAGCUGGUGACCGUCGAGCUUGACAAGAUUAUGAUCGGCCCUGAAUUCUUCUGGCCGCCGCUGCACCACCCUUAUUCAGCACCGCCCCGAUGGCCACGGCUCACCUCAUUGAAACUCGUCUACCAAGCGGUGACGCCAUCAGGACAGUGGCUGUUCGAGAAGGACCCCCGCUGUCAACCGUAUAGUUCGUCUCAGCGGGAAGAUGUCUACGAGUGUGGAACAAGGGAGGACCCCCGAACUCCGGCUCCCCAAGACCGGUACCCCGACGCCUUUCGGAGUAAGCCGGCGGAUCUCCUCAACGACCUCCAUCGAGCAGCCGGCCAAGCGGCCCAGCAUAUGCCUACUCUGAAGACUAUGUUUCUGCAGGCCAUCCCCCAGCUAUAUCCCCCUGGGAUGGCCCAUCUCCACACCGAGGCGGCCACGGAGAGUCAUCCGUCGCCUGCCCACGACACCGGCCAUUGGUUCCGAUACGAUCGAGGUCGCUCCACGGCUACGUGGGUCAGCAGUGGGAAGUUCUCUCUGUUGGCGGACACGGUGAAUACUUGGAGACAAGUCGGUGCGUUACAUGGGCAUGCGGAUUUCCAUCUCGAGGUAGGUUUUUAUUCCCCUCGACGACUGAUUUUCGGCCUUUUUUGGCUUCGGCAAUCGUGUGGUGCUUUCAUGAUUCAGGGUAACUAACAACUCAUUGCCCGUGCUUUGCAGAACAUUAGUCUCCUUGGCUGCCAUUGCGACUGGACGUUUGACAACCUGGUGCGGGAAGGUCGUCUGGAGCAAGAGCCGGGAUAUGUGAAGUGGCCCAUGCCCUGAAGUAUGGUUGUCUGGUCUUGUUACUAAUGUGUCUUCUCGAGUAUUGAACAUACUAUCCUUCACUGGGCAUAUUCCAUGCAUUCCGGUUUGGAAUUCUCGGUGACAGGCUUCCUUGAUAGCCUGUCAUGUGACUGUUCACUGUUGCCUCAGGCAUCAAUAGCACUACAUAUUUAAUUAACUCAGAGCGCAGGCCCGCAGGGCCUUCUUCUUCUCUUAUGUUAAGUUCAGAUACUACAGCUACUAUUGUGGGUCAA
This is a messenger RNA of Aspergillus aculeatinus CBS 121060, 1928 nucleotides long. RefSeq lists its product as uncharacterized. The transcript is spliced from 2 exons. The coding region runs from base 1 to 1545 and encodes 514 amino acids. Gene Ontology annotation, molecular function: protein binding. Lineage: Eukaryota; Fungi; Ascomycota; Eurotiomycetes; Eurotiales; Aspergillaceae. The record is from RefSeq and is a predicted model, not a curated record.